Messenger RNA from Lepus europaeus (European hare), 2903 nucleotides. It is a transcript of the gene CDC42EP4, whose product is annotated as CDC42 effector protein 4. The record is from RefSeq and is a predicted model, not a curated record. Bases 224 to 1276 code for a protein of 350 amino acids. NCBI's taxonomy places the organism in Eukaryota, Metazoa, Chordata, Mammalia, Lagomorpha, Leporidae. The transcript is spliced from 2 exons.
UCCGGCGCUGACAUGGGCCGCCAGCCCGGCCGCCGCGCCGAGCCCACGGACGGGACAGCGCAGCCGCGCCGGCCCCGCGCGCAGGUCUCCGGGAACCGAGCCCCGUGAGUGCGAGCGCCGCGUUAUCACCCCGUCCACUCGCCGCGCUUGGACCUCCGAUCGCUCCGUGGACCCGUCUGCUCCCUGCGGGAGGGCCCGCCUCCCCUCCCGUCCGUCCGUCAAGAUGCCGAUCCUCAAACAGCUGGUGUCCAGCUCCGUGCACUCCAAGCGCCGCUCCCGCGUGGACCUCACGGCCGAGAUGAUCAGCGCCCCGCUGGGCGACUUCCGCCACACCAUGCACGUGGGCCGGGCGGGGGACGUCUUCGGGGACACCUCCUUCCUCAACAGCAAGGCAGGCGAGCCUGACGGGGAGUCCCUGGACGAACAGGCCGCCGCCUCCUCCUCGUCCAAGCGCAGCCUCCUGUCCCGGAAGUUCCGGGGCAGCAAGCGGUCCCAGUCGGUGACCAGGGGCGAUCGAGAGCAGAGGGACAUGCUGGGCUCCCUGCGGGACUCGGCUCUCUUCGUCAAGAACGCCAUGUCCCUGCCCCAGCUCAAUGAGAAGGAGGCCGCCGAGAGGGGCUCCAGCAAGCUGCCCAAGAGCCUGUCCUCCAGCCCCGUGAAGAAGGCGCUGGCCGGGGAGGGCGGCGUGGAGGAGGAGGUAGGCGCGGGAGAAGGGGGUCUCCGGCGGAACGGGGCCACAGGCCCCUCCUCCCCUGACCCCCUGCUGGACGAGCAGGCUUUCGGGGACCUCACCGACCUGCCCGUGGUGCCCAAGGCCAGCUACGGGCUGAAGCACGCCGAGUCCAUCAUGUCUUUCCACAUUGACCUGGGGCCCUCCAUGCUGGGUGACGUCCUUAGCAUCAUGGACAAGGAGGAGUGGGACCCGGAGGAGGAGGAGGAGGAUGGCGGUGACCACGACCACGAGGGCCCCCGUGGGCUCAGCCAGGCCCCGGCCCCAACCACAGCAGCCCCUGGCCUGGUGAGGCAGGAAGCUGGCAAGGCUGUCCCGGAGGACGAGGGCUGGGCAGCGGCGGCCCCCAGCCCCGGCUCGGCCCGCAGCGUGGGCAGCCACACCACGAGGGACAGCAGCUCCCUCUCGAGCUGCACCUCGGGUGUCCUGGAAGAGCGCAGCCCGGCCUUCCGGGGGCCGGACAGGGCCCGGGCCGCUCUGGCCAGGCAGCCAGACAAGGAGUUUUCCUUCAUGGACGAGGAGGAAGAGGAUGAGAUCCGCGUGUGAGGCGGCGGCGGGGGCCGGUGGCCGCUCCACGCCUUCGCCCUGCCCCCACCCCCUGCACCCUGUGACCCUAGAUGCAGGGCCCGCCAAGAGCAGCCCGGCGGUGGGCCCCAGGCCCUGGCCCAGGCGGACGAGGGGCAUCGGCGGCGUCCCCGGGCCUCGGGAGGACUUGCGGAGCCGGCUCGGGCGCCGUGUGCCAGCCUGACCUCAUUCCGCGCCCUGCCUGCCCGAAGCUGCCCGGGACCCGGGCUGUGUCCUCGCAGCAGGAAUCGGUUUUCCUCCCUGGGGCUCCCUUUCCUGCAGCCUGGCCUCAAAUGGCUGCCAGAUGUGAGGCUGCCAUGUGCAGCCGCAGCGGGUCAGCCCAGAGCCGGCCUCGGCGCCAGCGCCCUGCCUUUCUUCUCCUGCCCCUCUCUCCUCCAUCCAUCCCUGGCUCCCGCCCCCGGAAGCGGAAGCAGGAAGCCAGCCAAGGACACUACAUAAAGCCCCUUUGCAGGGGGAGAGACCCUGCUGGGAACAGAAGGCCAGCCGCCCAUCUUUGCGAAUCUUCUAGAAGGGAGGCCUUCUGGGACGACACUAGAGACAGGGGCGGGGCACUGCCCCGUGGGUUUGUUUGUUCUUUAGUAUUUUGUGUAAAUCUUUGUAGAGCAAUAUCGCCAGCGAGCAGCGUUGGUAGGCCUGCCCGCCGAAAAGCCCGGAUCAGAAUAGAAAACCUUUCUCCUGACAGUUCACAGUGAAUAUUAGGGGACGAAGAAGCCAGCUCACUUGUAAUGAGCGCUUCCAAACUUAGAACUGCGUAGGGUGGGGGUCUGUGCGCGUUGGCCCCCUGCCCCGUAGCUAUCAACAGCUCAAGCAGGCCAAUGUAGACAGUUUUUGGAGAGCGAUUUUUAAAAAAUAAUAAACCAUUCCUGGGGGUGGGGGUGGGGGCUGGGUUUGGGCUCGGUGGGUUCCUCUCCCACACACGAUUUCCCCUUCCUUGCUCAGCUCCCCCUGGGCCAAGGCCCACGGUGGGGGAUGGGGGGGUUUGCCAUUUAACACACACACGAAAAAAAAACACAAAAACGAAUGCAGAGUUAAACCUGAAUUUCAGGUAAAUGACGAUCGCGUUUGUGGGGUGGGGGGGGAGGUGGGAGUUUGCCCGUGUGCUAUUUGGAAGUUGUUCAGGUUUCCCCACUGUGCCCUGGAACCACCCUAGUAGAAGCUGGGGUGUGAGCCCAGGGGAUUGAUUCUCUGUCCUGGGAACAGGCUGACCCCCCUCCUCCACACACACCCUGGGGUCUUCAUGUAGCCAGUGGGGGAGGGGAGAGACACAAGUAGCUGCCAUAAGGGGGUUCUGGUGGGGUGGGGCCGGCUGCAGCUUCUGGCCUCCUGUCCUUGCCAGACCCUGCCACUGAGACACUAACUUAGCUGGUGCCCUGUGCCCACAGGUGCACCCUUCCCCAUAGUUUGAGCUCCUGCAGGGUUUUGGGGGGGGGGUCAUCCAAAGGGCUGCCCAGCCGCCCCUGAAUCCACCUAGGCCAGUCCCACCCAGAUUCUAAAUAAGCUGUGUAUUUUUUUUUUCAUGAUAUUGUUAAAGCAGCAAGGAAACAUUAAAAGUGCCCUCUAGCACCGGUGGUGUGGUCUGUGCUCUGGG